UAUUAUGUUUAAUGAGCUAUUGUGUAAGUGGUGUAAUUCAGCCUGUGUUAAUGUUGUGUUUUUAUAUACUCGAUUAAAAUGGUUAUUAAAUGCAUUUUGCAUUAAGUGAAUUUCUCAAGGCAAUGAAAAAUCUUAUUAAGACGGAUAACCUAACCUGUACGCAUUUGCAUUAUAUUAAGCAGACAUAUUAUGUUAUACAUAUACUAUGCCAAGAGAGGACUGGGGCCUCCCUGUAAAACCACGAUUGACCCAAACUGAGCUGCAAUAAAACUGAAUCACACCUACAUGAGUUACACCAAAAUAAACCGAUUGCCGUACUCAAUCGGAACCAAUCAAGUCCGAUUUGUCGACGAAGUUGGAAGUGUAGUCACAGUGUCUUUUUCCAAGUUACCUAAAGAAUUUGUGAAGUGCCAUACAAGCGAUUUAGCUUUCAAUGAAUGUGUUAGAGCCGGAUUACAAAGCGCGAUUCCUCACUUAGCAAUGGGUAUCCCUAGUUUGGGCUUGCGUAAAAUGGAUCCAUUGAGAAUUUCAAAAUUAGGAAUAGACCAAGGGAUUCAAUCAAUCAAACUCAGACUCAACUUUAAGGAUUUGGAUAUAAUAAAUAUGAGAUCUUUGAUAAUAAAAAAAGCCACUUAUGAUCCGUUAAACUACGGUAUGUCAAUUGAAUCUGAAGCUCAAAAACCAAUUAUUCUACAAGGACUAUACGAAAUGAAUGGACAGAUAUUAGUUUUACCCAUUAUGGGAAACGGACGAUGCAAAAUUAGCUUAGAAAACUUCAAGCUUACUGGUAUAUUGCAAAUGACACAAUCAUUAAAAAAUGGAAGUAUAUUCUUAGAAAUACAUGAUUUAUCUUGGAAAUUUACUACUUCAAGAAUAAAUAUUAAGUUCGAUAACUUAUUUAAUGGAAACAAAGUUCUUGGAAAUCAUAUGAAUAAUUUUCUUAACGAAAACUGGCGAGAAUUAUUUGAUGAAAUGCAAUCGGGAUUCGAACAAGCAUUAAGUUUUACUUUUAUGGGAAUUAUCCAGCAGUUUUUGAAUCAAGUCCCGCUAAAGCAAAUUUUUAAUGAUUAAAUAUUUAAGUUUUUAUCAGUUAUUUU
Metopolophium dirhodum (rose-grain aphid) is the source of this 1097-nucleotide messenger RNA. Its product is annotated as protein takeout-like. Bases 286 to 1071 code for a protein of 261 amino acids. The transcript is spliced from 8 exons. The record is from RefSeq and is a predicted model, not a curated record. NCBI's taxonomy places the organism in Eukaryota, Metazoa, Arthropoda, Insecta, Hemiptera, Aphididae.